Paramormyrops kingsleyae is the source of this 3562-nucleotide messenger RNA. It is a transcript of the gene stxbp1a, whose product is annotated as syntaxin binding protein 1a. Gene Ontology annotation, biological process: vesicle-mediated transport. The record is from RefSeq and is a predicted model, not a curated record. NCBI's taxonomy places the organism in Eukaryota, Metazoa, Chordata, Actinopteri, Osteoglossiformes, Mormyridae.
GACGCAGUGACGUUGCCCCUCCGCUCGAAUCUCCGCAGUCAGCUGCGAUGUGAGGUGUGCACUCUCGCUCUUGCAGAGACGGGGUGGGAGACUGAGAGGGACGGAGAGGAAAAAAAACACACAGACAGCUUCGAGAAAAGAGAGGCAUCAUGGCACCCAUCGGUCUGAAGGCGGUGGUCGGCGAAAAGAUAAUGAAUGACGUCAUAAAGAAGGUCAAGAAGAAGGGCGAAUGGAAGGCCCUAGUGGUGGACCAGCUCAGCAUGAGGAUGCUGUCGUCCUGCUGCAAGAUGACAGACAUCAUGACCGAGGGCAUCACCAUUGUUGAAGACAUUAACAAGAGGCGGGAGCCGCUGCCCACCCUGGAGACCAUUUACCUUAUCACCCCCACUGAGAAGUCUGUGCAGACUCUCAUGGGGGACUUCAAAGACCCCCACUCAGCCAAAUACAAAGCAGCCCAUGUGUUCUUCACCGACUCCUGCCCGGACCCCCUGUUCAAUGAACUGGUGAAGAGCCGGGCUGCCAAGACUAUCAAGACCCUGACAGAGAUCAACAUCGCCUUCUUGCCCUAUGAGUCGCAGGUGUACUCCCUGGACAACCCCGAUGCCUUCCAGAGUUUCUACAGCCCCCACAAGACCCAGCUGAAGAACCCGGUGAUGGAGAGGCUGGCCGAGCAGCUGGCCACGCUGUGCGCCACUCUGAAGGAGUACCCUGCCGUGCGAUACCGGGGCGAGUACAAGGACAACGCCACUCUGGCCCAGCUGGUCCAGGACAAACUGGACGCAUACAAGGCUGACGACCCCACCAUGGGAGAGGGCCCAGACAAGGCCCGGUCCCAGCUUAUCAUCCUGGACCGAGCCUUCGAUCCGGUGUCCCCCGUCCUGCACGAGCUGACCUUCCAGGCCAUGAGCUACGACCUGCUGCCCAUCGAAAACGACGUCUACAAGUACGAGACGAGCGGCAUGGGCGACUCCCGCGAGAAGGAGGUGCUGCUCCACGAGGACGAUGACCUGUGGGUGUCACUGCGGCACAAACACAUCGCUGAGGUGUCCCAAGAGGUCACUCGCUCCCUGAAGGACUUCUCUGCCAGCAAACGGAUGAACACGGGCGAGAAGACCACCAUGAGGGACCUGUCCCAGAUGCUGAAGAAAAUGCCUCAGUACCAGAAGGAGCUGAGCAAGUACUCCACCCACCUCCAGCUGGCUGAGGACUGCAUGAAGCACUACCAGGGCACCGUGGACAAGCUGUGCCGUGUGGAGCAGGAUUUAGCCAUGGGCACCGAUGCCGAGGGUGAGAAGAUCAAGGACCCCAUGAGAGCCAUCGUGCCCAUUCUGCUGGAUGGCAACGUCAGCACCUACGACAAGAUCCGCAUCAUCCUGCUCUACAUCUUCCUCAAGAACGGGAUCACAGAGGAGAAUCUGAACAAGCUGAUUCAGCAUGCCCAGAUCCCCCCAGAGGACAGCGAGAUCAUCACCAACAUGGCCCACCUGGGAGUGCCCAUCAUCACAGACUCAACCCUGCGCAGGGGCAAGAAGAUGGACCGCAAGGAGCGGGUGAGCGAGCAGACCUACCAGCUGUCUCGCUGGACCCCUCUGAUCAAGGACAUCAUGGAGGAUGUGAUUGAUGACAAGCUGGACACCAAGCAUUACCCCUACAUCUCCACCCGCUCUUCUGCCUCCUUCAGCACCACUGCAGUCAGUGCCCGGUAUGGCCACUGGCACAAGAACAAGACCCCCGGCGAGUACCGCACUGGCCCCCGCGUCAUCGUCUUCAUCAUCGGCGGGGUGUCCUUCAGCGAGAUGCGCUGCGCCUACGAGGUCACGCAGGCCAAUGGCAAGUGGGAGGCCAUCAUCGGUUCCACCCACACGCUCACCCCCACCAAAUUUCUAAUGGACCUGCAGCACCCCGACUUCCGAGAGUCCACUAGGGUGUCCUUUCAGGACCCAGAACCCUCAGACAACUGAGAGAGAGACAGAGGGGGAGAGAGAGAGGGAGUGGGAGAGAAAACACUCUUGAAAAAGAUCGACUCAUAUCUUCACUCCAACUGCAGUCCUCGACGCCCUCAAAGCUAUGAAUAAACCAGAUGAGGAGCAGUAGUGUCACCCCCACCCCUCCAUGCCUUCUUAGUGCCCCUCCCAUUCCUUCCAGGAUGCCAGCCACUCCUAUAUUAAAUGUGUAUGCAUCUUGCUUGAGGAAAAAAAAAAAAUUAAAGCAUUGAUAAAAAAAAAAAAUUAUAUAUAUAAAUAUAUAACAUGUUGACACAAAGAAAUCAUUGCAAGUAUUCUCAUGUUUUAAAAUGGAUGCAAAAAUAAGGUUUAAGUAUCAAUAAGGCCAUUUAAAACAUAAAGUACCAAAUUUAAACACUGUAUGCUAUGAAACCUGUUAGAAUGUGUAAAUUGUAGAUUUUAUUUGUUCCCUCGGUUUUCUUAUAAUGGUGUGCAUUCUUCUAUCAGUGGUGGACAGAGGAGGGACUUGCUGAUCGCGGUUUUGCGUGAGAGUGACAAACUUUUGCUGUUGGACAACAGUGCGUGGCUUGCCUCAGGCCACCGGGGGCAUGGGUCCUAGUGGACCGUACUGUCUUUAAGGGUCGUAGACCAGAGAGAGGACGCGGCUGAAUCCCCAGAAAAGACACCUUACGAGAAACAAAUACCAGCUCCCAGAAUGCAUUGCGUCACGCCCAUCCUGAGACAGGAGGAAAAAAAGGGACCAAUGAGGACUGACGACAGAGUUUGCACAAGCUGAGCGCUGCUGUAAAUAUCACAGCCGGCAAAGGCUGCGCAUCGCAAGCGCCAUCCCUCCUCUCGCUCUGUGACUGGACGCAUUUACCCUCCAACCUGUUCUCCGAAGACUCAAAUGUUGUAGUGUCAGAAGGCCACUGCUUGCAAAACUUUUCAAAGGGCCAGUCGUAUCUCAGUAUUGUAUCCUGUCCAAUCACGUCACGCCGUUGAUUAUUAAUGACAUUUAUCUGCCCAUGCACUGAGUACCGUGUCGUGUAUAUGCCAUAUGUUGAUGUUUCAGCGUCCCACUGUUCCCAGUGAUAUUUCUGACUGUGAAGUAGCAAAAUAUUUCCUUUGAAGAUGCCAAUGUGAAGCCACUGUGUUUUGUGACGUUUUAGCUGUAGUUGUAGUGGUCUUGGGAAAAAAAAAAAAAUCUCUCUAUAUUUUAUUAGUCUGUUACUUUUUCUUCUGGUGCAAUGUAAAAUCUUCCACUGUUGAAAGGCUUUGCAAGAAAAAAAAAGAAAAAACAAAUGAAAACUUCUCUCGGUUUCUUUCCUUUGUCCCCCUUUCUUGGACGAACAGGCUGUAUAUUGCACUAUGCGUUUUUCUGUGAUGCACAGGCUUGUUUAACAGUUUUCCUUUGUUGCCGUUGUAUAGCAUUCAUGAUGUCUACUUGAUUGAUUUAUAUCAAAGUUAUUUAUCAGAGAGAAAGAUAUGAAUAAAUUAGGUCUGUCUCAAAUCUGUUUAACUUAUUGGAAUUAUAUGUUUGCGAGUGUUGAAGCACAAAUAGAAGUACUCUAUAUGUACCUAUGUACUAAAGCUGUCUAAUAAAUUUGGCUUCCAUUAAA